This is a messenger RNA of Xyrichtys novacula (pearly razorfish), 7244 nucleotides long. The record is from the annotation of a GenBank genome assembly. NCBI's taxonomy places the organism in Eukaryota, Metazoa, Chordata, Actinopteri, Labriformes, Labridae.
CUUCAAUUCAACGUCCAACCGUUAGCCCGGUAGCUAACGCACCAGUUUGCUUCUUUGUCGUCAAAAUGUCACAGUAACCAAUGUAUAGAUAUAUAUACACACACAAUAGUACUCUGAGUAGUCUGGUGAAGUUACUCGGUAUAAAACGUAAGUAGUUUAGAGAUAUUUAGCAAUUAUGUUCUUAACAGAAACUUGUUACUGGUUAAGCUAGCUAACGUUAACAGUAGGUUAGCAUAUAAGGGUCGUAAAACCAGUUUUCAUAUCGCGGUGUGUGUGGGCGAUAAAGUAAUCUGCGAAUGACGGAUUUUAUCUUUUGCAGGUGUCCCAAGAAAAAAAAAAGUAUCCAUAACAGAAGUCAUGACAGAUGGGAAAGUUCAGGUUGAUGUUCAGCUCCCAGAUGAACAAACGUAUACGGGGCUGCAGGAGUACGUGAGCGGGCAGAGAGACUUGGUCUGCAUGGAGGGUCUUCAACACACUGGACAAGGAGGUCAUUACUAACCCCUAAAAAUGUCUUCGAGUAGAAGUUUGUUUACAAUCUUGAAAAUUCAACUUCAGUAUUCAUUGAUUGUCAGACAGCCCUGAUGUAAUGGCAAACAUCACUAUGUUACAUCCUAACUGCUGGGGGUCUGAUGUUGUCCUGAUUGUGUAUUUUUUAAAAGGAGAGUGAGGGGCCUAUUUAGCAUUUAACAAACUGGAUGUUUUUAAACAUACAGUUUAUGUAAUUCAAUUUAGACGAGUGCACUUCAUGUAUCCAAAUAGUCUUUUGAUGAAAUAUAGAUGUCACUCAUGUGUAUUGGACUCUUUGCUUAGUAAGAAUAUCAGUCUUCAUAAUACAUGCAUCAGAAGAAUUCUUAGUAGGGGAGAGUGGGUGAAGAUGAGCCAUUUUUCAUACUUUGGAUCUCUACAUCAAGGCAAUCAUAGUUUUGUCUCUAACUAGUGUAUCUGCAUAUAUUUCAAGAUGUUGUGCAUCCCUGCAAACCAACAGAAUGAGUGUAAACAUUCCCCAUGUAUGGGGUAAGUUGACCAUAGGAGCGGGGUAAGUUGAACCAUAUCCCUACCACCCCCGACUCUCCACCCCAGCCCUCCCUCACCGUCUCUCUCCCUAAAUAACAGUCACUUCAUCACAUUCAUGUGUAUUUUUUAUCUAUUAUAUGCCAUUCAACUGGUACAAUCAUUCUUUUUAUUAUCAGCCACUGGCUCAACUUACCCCAGAGCUACUAUGAUGACUUUAUUAGUCCUCUAAGCUAAAAUGGUGGGUUUUUAUACUAGGUUUUUGACCUCAUGUUGUAGCUCAUAGAUACCACAAUUGAUGUAUAAAACAAAUUUAAAAUGAUCUUCUUUGGUCUGAAUACAAUUCUAAUAAAACUUAUGACAGACUAAAUUCACUUUCAAGAGUGAAAGAUGUUUUUUUUUUUUUUUUUGGACAAAAACGUCUAACCCCCUCACCCAUGUGCUUCUAACCUUAACAGACUACAUGAAUUGAUGCCUAUUUCCUAAAUAUUUGGUCACAUGAUCAAUUUCUUUUACCAUUUCCAAGCAACAGGGGGUGGCUCAACUUACCCUUUGGCUCAACUUACCCCACUCUCCCCUAUGUAUAUCUUAUAUCCCAGAUAGAUAAAUUCCAGAUAUUUAAGGUGUGCCUUUCUACCUUCAUGAUAAGUUUCCCCGUGUGUGUUGUAGAGGACAGGGAGACUUUGUUGAUGUUGGCUGAAAUCGCUCUGGUGCCCCCCUGUGGUGAUAACACACCCUGCAGCUAUGACUGCAGCUGUGAGGUCAGACACCCGGAGAGGUGCCUGCAGUCCAUGCAGCUGCAGCUCAGUUUCCUCUUGAGUGAAGCCGAUCACUUACAGGACUUCCUUGUCAAUGGGUACAUUGCUGGGUACUUAAAUUUCACCUAUGCCAACUGUGUUUUACCACUACUUCAGGUGUUUUCUUCCUCUGUGAUUCUGCAGACAAGUUGGUCAAGCAAGAGAUGAUCCUGCAGAUAUACUGCGGCGUUUUUUGUGUACCUGUCAACCUUACUUCAACUUGGUGGAAUCUACAAUGAGAAGUACCGUCAACAUUUGCAACCCCCUGCACUCGAACAUCUACAGGGGGGUAAAUGUUUUUGCCUAAGUCUUUUAAACACACCUACCACAAGUAACUCACACACCCUCUUUCAGCUGCAGUGUGCUUAUCAAAUCAGCCAUACCUUCAAUUUGCAGAGCCCAUAACCUUUAUAUCAUUUUUGUUUUUUUUUACCUGGUUGACACUCAAGGAGACUUUGAACUCCAGGAUCUGUAGUUUUUAGCACAUCCACAUCAGCCACAUUUCUCAGGACCACUCGCUGACAACCAGUUACAAAAGAAUUGAUUUGCAAAGAGCAAAUUGUGUCUAUCUCUGCUGUGCCCCAUUGAAAAAGUCCCAUCAAAUCCAGAGACGACUGUGGAAAAGUAAAACUAUUUCUGUGAAUGACAACGUUUUUUGAGUAAGUGAGUAAAUUAAGAAACACGGCAUCUAAAAUGUCUAAGAUAAAAUAAAAAGCCAGAGUUUGAUCGUUUCGUAAACUAAUAGUAUAUUGUAUACUCUGUUCUUGGUUUGUAAAUCUGAGUGGUUCGAUUUACUACUUCAGUCAUUUAUAGAGAUAUUUUGUGUUCAGUAUUGAAUGGCUAAGAGUGAAACUAUUAACUUCAGUUUUGUGCGUCUGUCUGUCUGUCUGUCUGUCUGUCUGUGGCAUGAGCAGCUGUUCUACUCCUCUCAGCAGCUGUGUGAUAGGCUGGAGCAGCUGGUGUUGGCCUGUGCCGGCUACAAUCUUGUCUGUUUAGAUGAGACCGAGCCUAACAGGUACACACACACGCAUAUCUAUUCAAUAUUUCAGAAAUUACUGUCUGUUAUUAAAAGAAGCCACAGCGGUAAAAAGACAACUGAAAUAAGUCCCCCUUUUUACUACUCUUAUAAAUUUUAUUUUUCAUCCAUUUUAUGUUCUAACUUCCUCUACUCUCCUGUCUCUCAGCGUUUCUCAGUUCUGCAUUGGUCAGAUUCACCUCGGUCAGCUGAAGGUGACCAUAUUCCGCUACGUUACGCCGACCCCAUACCUGUCCCGCGUCAACAUGGGCCUUUACAAACGUAUGCGCUGGAAUGUAGAGAGACUCCAAGAUGGUGCUCAGCAGCUCCAACAGACAGGUGAAGGGAAGAGUGGAGGGAGCAUGGAGGGAGAGGAAGACACAGUCAGCAACACAGAGUAGUGAGUCUUGAUAGGUUUCACUGUCUGUAUGGUCAUAUAAUAUUCAUGUCCUGUUAUUAUUGUAAAUUUGAACUUUAUAUAUUUCCUUCAGUUACUUCCUCUGCUGUGAGGAUGUUCCAAACCCACACACUAACUACAGCUGGGAAGACCAAGGUUUUACAGAUGGGAACUUUGUGAGGAUGUGGUCCAUUGGUCAGUGGGUUCAGGUGGAUCCUAACCCCAACACAGAGGACAUCUGUGACUGGUAGGCUGAUUGAUAAGCAGAAAAAAAUCAUGUUAAAAGGGUUUAAAAUGGUCAAAAGUGUUCACAACCACAGCGUUACUUUGACUCUUGUUGAUAUCAUCAUGCCUGUUUGUUUGUUUGUAUCAGGAUCUUGUGCGAGGUUCCCCAAGCACAAUAUAGGUUGCUGUUGUCACUGAGCCAGCAUGAGCCAUCAAACCAGAGCGCUACAGACAGCCUGCUCAGGCUGCUGCUGGAACAGGAGUGACUCUAUGCUCCCCAGGAGAACAAUGUUGGUGCAAACACAUCAUCGCUGUCACGGUGGUUUGACAGAGGGCUGUGAAAUUUAAAUAUGACAGAGUUCUACGUUGCAUUCAGGACCUGUCGGGUUUUUCCACAUUUAAGAUUCAAAGGUGAUGAAAAGUGUUAUUUUUGUGGCGUGUUUCACUGAUGUUUCCUGAAUACUUUAAUGUCACUGUACUCUGCUCAGUGUGAAUGUUUUUUUUAUAAUUUAAUCUUGUCAAUUUUAAGGUUUUAUUUUUCUAAAGUUUGUAUUUUUGAAGAGCAUACUUUUAUUUACACAAAAGAUUCCAUGUUUAAGGCUAAAAGGUGUUGUGUUCUUGUUUUAAGACCAGUGUUGUCGAUGAAAAGUGUUACUUUUGUGGUGUGUUUCACUCAUGUUUCCUGAAUACUUUGAUGUCACUUUAUUCUGUUCAGAGUGUGAAUGUUUUGUUUUAAAAUAGUUUUAUAAGAGCUUGUCAAUUUUAAGGCUUUAUUUUUCUACAGUUUGUAUUUUUGAAGAGCGUGCUGUUGUAAAGAAGUCCAGAAGUGUUACUAAAAAUUAUUUUAUUUACACAAAAGAUUGCAUUGAAUAAUUACACACAAUCACAGAAGUUUGUCUCUCAGAAGUGUAAGUACUCAAGGAAAACUUGACAUUUUAACAAGCUGCCAUGACUGAGUGCCCUUUUACUUCAAUUCACAGGCCUCACUUCAUUUUUUAAUAAAUUAAACCAAAAUUUAAGAUUUUAUAACAGUCCCAUUUUGCUUGCACACUCCUUUGUCUUGGAUACAAUUCAGCUAAUCAAUCUGAACAUGAAGAAAAAAGGCAUUUAACUUAUAGCAAAGAUUAAAAUCUAACAUUUACAACCAACGUCCUUCACUCUCUUUCCAAUAAAAAUCUUUAUAUGACUCUUAAGGGCUUAUCAUACUCCUAAAUCUCUCAAGUACAAAAUUAAAGAAUCAGAGUUGGGUUUCUCUUCCUUACAGUGAGCAGUCCUUUAAAACAAUAUUCACAUAAAAGCUCACAAACAACAAGACAAAAGAAGUGUGCUCAAGAAGUCCAGCUUUGACAAAAACUGCCGAAAGCUAAUCCCCCCCCCCCCCGGAGAGUCUGAAAACGUAGACUUGGUUGCUUUUCAGCUGCUACAGAGGCUUUGUUAAGAAAGCUAACAACCAAAAAGGUGAUCCUAAAAGAACCGUAAAGAAUCUGCUUAGCUAAAGGACCAGACACAAAUUGUCUUCAACUUCAUAGUUCUCUCACAGCUUUGAAUAUAAUCUUCAAAACACUGCAGGCUUUUUGUAUUUCUAAACCUUUGUGCUUUCCAGUGAAAUUUGACCGUGAAAGAAGCUGCCCCGAAAACCUUCAUAUUAUAAACUGAUAGUACAAAGAAACUCAACAUGAAGCCUUAAAAGCGAAACAGACAAAUACAUGACACUGACAUUAACACACAAAUAUGAACAUUUAGACCAAGUUAGACACAUGCACUUCAGUACCACACAUCAUCACAGUUUCCAAAAUAAUAGUAAAAAAAAAAAAAAGUAAAAUAACCUGAUAAUGCACACUUAUCUCUUUCUCCUUUUUAAUACUCUUCUUUCUAAUCCCAUUUUAAAGUGACUCCUGGCUUUCACAGCGAUAUCGGUAAAAUCCAGAAUAAUAACUUGUCCUGUGAUGAUGGAUCAACUGUCUAUAAUCUGUUUCUAAAUCAUAAGCUGUAAAAAAAAAAGGUGGACAUGACAGCUCCACAUCAGUAAAGCCAAAUCUCAUCCCCCUCAAAGCCUACCUGCCUCCAUGCAAACAAAUAUGCUUCAGCCCCAAGAGCCUAUCCUUAAAAUGUGCAAGAUGGCGGUGAUAGUUGCAAGGGGGGAUCUAGCUCCACUAUCCACCUUAUUCUUGGGGGCGCUAAUGGAGAAUCGAUUAUGGGCGCAACUUCCGGUGAUGCACCGGAAGUAGUAGUAAGAAAUAAGGUGGAUAGCUCAACAGGAGAGGAAGAGAUGAGUCAUCAAUCUUUAUAUACAGGAAGUUGUCUGAACCUCGGGAGAGAAGUAGGAUUACACAUCCCAAAACAAGAACAAAAAGGUAUCAGACACCCGAAUUAUGACUCCUGUUGUGAAAAGGCAACUGCCCACAUGUUGAACUCAACUUUGGUAAGAAAAGACCCGGAAAGUGAAGCCUGAGGAUGUCCAAAGAUGUGAUGAUCUUCUGUCCUCUAUUUGCAAAGAUAUUUUAAGACAAAAUAAAUAUCACACCAACAAAAAAAAAACACUAAACUAGCAGUUGUGUAUUCAGUAGUAGAGCCAAUGGGUUUUUCCAGUGUAUUCUUCAUAUAAAGAGGAAAUGGUGUGUGAGCUACAGGUGAGAAACACAAAGUAAACAACUAACUACCUGUCAUUUGUUCUUCGAUUGACAGAAACCAUCUCGCUUUGGGUGUGUGUCUGUGUGUGUUGAGUUUUAACCCUGUAGUGGGUAACAGUGGGGAGUCAUGGGAUCCUGUCUGCACUCAGGUGUGUGUUUAUAGUGGCGGUACUGAGUCUGUGCUCGCAGAGGUGUAGGAUAUCAAGUGUGACGUGAAUGGGGUGCAGAGUUUCGCUGCGGUGUCGGGCUGUGUUUGGUGUUCUUGAAUUUCUGAAAAAGCAGGUUCUCACUGCAGCAGCAGCAGCAGGAGAGUCCCUCAGGUAACAACCUAAACCAACCCUGAGGUGCAUGACGUUUCAGCAGUCCCUUCAUAAACUGGGGAAGACAUUUCAACACCCUCAUCUAAAAUAACAAAAUAUUCAGCAUAAAGCUACAAACUGAACAGUGUGGAAAAACCUGUGCUCAUUUAGGUAAACUUCAAUAUCGACAGAAAAAUAAGAGCUACAUGCAAGUCUCAAAUUUGGGCGAAUUUUUUUUUUUCUAUGAAUGAUUUGAGAAGCAACUGAAGUGAAGCAGCUCUAGGCACUGAUGUUUGCUUAUUUCAGUGGUUUAAAUCCCUGUUUCUAUCAUCUAUGCGUACGCAAGUGGUUCCCAACUUCAAAAUCAGUUACCCUGUGAAAUGGAUCUCUGUUUAUCUUCUUUAUUUCAUCUUAAGACUUAUAAUUCUGAUGGUCUGUUUAUUCAGUAGUUUAAACUUUUUCAGUAGUUUAGAAGCAAAAUAAAAAAAAGGACAGAAAUCUGAAAAUAUAACAAUGUUAGGCAGCAAAAAUAUCUUUUCUUCUCCUCUACCUACGACUUGUCUCAUAACCCCUCCUAAUUUCAUCAGCGUGAUUUGUUUGAGAACCACUGAUUUACAGCACCACAAGUUUCAUCUUUGAGUCUGAUGACAAGGCUGGACCGUAUAAAAAUAACUUCUCUGAUCUUAUAAACUUCUGUGACACUACGACAAAAUUCAAUGAGCUGGUUGUUUUUUUUCCUCCAAACAGCUGAAAGAACAGUUUUGCAGGAAUGAACAUGAACUUUUAACUUUUUUUUAAACUUUUUUCCUGACCAGACACUACGGAAGAGGAUUAGGGCCACAAGAAGAGAGAAAAAUAAUUACAGGAGGG